Huiozyma naganishii CBS 8797 is the source of this 645-nucleotide messenger RNA. It is a transcript of the gene UBC1, whose product is annotated as E2 ubiquitin-conjugating protein UBC1. The record is from RefSeq and is a predicted model, not a curated record. The coding region runs from base 1 to 645 and encodes 214 amino acids. Lineage: Eukaryota; Fungi; Ascomycota; Saccharomycetes; Saccharomycetales; Saccharomycetaceae. The transcript has a single exon. Gene Ontology annotation, molecular function: protein binding.
AUGUCGAGGGCGAAGAGAAUCAUGAAGGAGAUGCAGGCGGUGAAGGAUGAUCCCGAGGCGCACAUCACGUUGGAGUUUGUGAACGAGUCAGACAUACACCACUUGAAGGGCACAUUCCAGGGCCCGCCCGAGACACCAUACGAUAGGGGCCAGUUUGUAGUGGACAUCGAGGUCCCCAUGGAGUACCCGUUCAAGCCACCGAAGAUGAAGUUCGACACGAAGGUGUACCACCCAAACGUGUCCUCUGUGACUGGGGCGAUCUGUCUUGACAUCUUGAAGAACGCGUGGUCGCCCGUGAUCACUUUGAAGUCUGCACUGAUAUCGCUGCAGGCGCUACUGCAGUCCCCGGAGCCCAACGACCCGCAGGACGCAGAGGUGGCACAGCACUACUUGAAGGACCGGGAGUCCUUCAACAAGACAGCCGCGCUGUGGACAAAACUGUACGCCUCCUCCGGGGUCGCCGCGAACGGCAGCGUGGAGGAAUCCGAACUGUACGGCAUCGACGCAGACAUCGUGCAAGAGUUCGAGAGCCAAGGGUUUGCCAAGGACAAGAUCAUCGAGGUGUUGCGCAGACUCGGGAUCAAGAAACUAGACCCGAACGACAACAACAGCGUCAACCGUGUCCUCGAGGAGUUGCUGAAGUAA